Messenger RNA from Castor canadensis (American beaver), 826 nucleotides. The record is from RefSeq and is a predicted model, not a curated record. NCBI's taxonomy places the organism in Eukaryota, Metazoa, Chordata, Mammalia, Rodentia, Castoridae.
GCCUUCAUCUCAGUCCAGCCCCAGUAGUCCAAAGAAGCAAAGGAAGGCCAGCAGCUCGGCAGCCUCCCUGCUGCAUGGAUCUUGACUCUGAUGCAGAGAUGCCGCAUGGUUCUCAGAGCAGUGAAGCUUUUCACUUUCAACCACCAUUGCCUCCUGGCACUCCUCCUCUCUUCACCCCUCCACUCCCCAAGGGCACUCCACCACUGACUCCCAGUGACUCACCUCAGACCCGGCCUGCAUCCGCAGCCAUGGACGAGGACGCCCUGACACUGGAGGAACUUGAAGAGCAACAGAGGCGGAUCUGGGCAGCACUCGAGCAGGCUGAGAGUGCCAACAGUGAUUCUGACGUUCCUGUGGACACACCUUUAACUGGAAACUCAGUUGCCUCAUCACCUUGUCCCAAUGAGCUCGACCUCCCUUUCACAGAGGGAAAAGCAUCUGAGAAACUGAUACUAGAUGAGCCCAUGGUGCCAGACAUAUGUACACAGACAGCCGAAGUUGGCCAUCCCUCGAGCCCAGCUCCUGAGGCCACACUGCUUGGUCAGAAGGAGGAGGAAGAAUCUGCAGAGGUGGACCCUGAUGGUGCCCUUCACAAUAAUGGCAAAGGAGUGUCAGACUGUGACAUCAGGAAUGGAGGCAGCCAGACGCUCCCUUCUGGAGACACUCGUCCUUCAGCAGCCACUAAAGCUCACAGUCUCAUACCUGAUGUGAGCAAGUUUGCAACUGGAAUAACACCAUUUUGAGUUUGAGAACAUGGCAGAAUCCACUGGAAUGUACAUCAGAAUAAGAAGCUUGUUAAAGAACUUCUCCCGAAAUCAGCAGAGAA